This is a messenger RNA of Yamadazyma tenuis ATCC 10573, 1121 nucleotides long. The record is from RefSeq and is a predicted model, not a curated record. NCBI's taxonomy places the organism in Eukaryota, Fungi, Ascomycota, Pichiomycetes, Serinales, Debaryomycetaceae.
AGUUUGAACCAGUGAAAAUUUUGACCCACCCUCACCAAUGUUGUCACUAGGUUUUAAAAGGGCAAGUGUGGCCAGAAGCUUGGAGUUCACGCGGACCGUGGCCCAGCUCACAUCCAUCCACGCUGUUCCCAGCGUGAAAACACCCGUGGGAAGAGUGAAUCACUCUUUGGAAGCCUCGAAUGAGAGAAAGUGUUUAUUGACUAGACCCGGUCUUUUGGGAAUAAAAAGAGGCAUGAUCACAUGGUUCACCGACAGUGGUGAGCUGUAUGCUGCCACCGUCAUAGAAAUCGACGCUUGUGAAGUUAUACAAAACAAAACCUUACUGACUGAUGGUUAUUGGUCGGUGUUAUUGGGACAAGUGGAUAAGUUGAAGAAUAUCAGUGAAAAUAACUUGAAAAAAUUCGAACAAGCUGGAGUAACUCCCAAGCAUCACAUUGCUGAGUUCAGAAUCAGAGAUGGUUCGGGCUUAAUACCAGUGGGUACUGAGUUGAGAGCUGAUUACUUUGCUGUGGGACAACAAGUUGAUAUCAAGGGAGUCACCAAAGGGAAAGGUUUUGCUGGACCCAUGAAGAGGUGGGGAUUUGCCGGUUUACCAGCCACCCACGGUGUUUCAUUGGCUCAUAGAUCGCAUGGUGCCAUGGGUGGUAAUCAGACCCCCGGUAGAGUUUUACCUGGAAAGAAAAUGGCCGGGAGAAUGGGAGGAAAGAACUGCACUGUUUUCAACAACCAAGUGUUGUAUGCCAAUGGAGACGAAGGGAUCUUGAUAGUAAAGGGACAAAUCCCUGGUCCCAACAAGUCGUUUGUAAAGAUCAGAGAUGCCCUUAAACUCUAUGGUAAAUCGCUCUUACGAAUCAAGCACGAGAAAGAAGGAGGCGUGGUGGCUUCUAGUAGUUAAACUGUACAUAGUAAAUAUCAUAUCACCCACUGUCAAUAAUGCUCUCUCAUCACCUGGAGGUACCGGACUCGGAACUGCCAGGAGAAAAAAAAGGGUGUAUGACAGUUCAAAACAUCCCAUUAAAGGAGAUCCAAAAAUUCCAAAUACGCCAUUGACAAAGACAGUUCCCGGAUGUUUCUGGUAAAAGGCAAGAAACAUGUACGAACAGAAACUGAUCUUCUGGCGA